Molecule: messenger RNA, 1448 nt
Organism: Sceloporus undulatus (fence lizard)
Lineage: Eukaryota; Metazoa; Chordata; Lepidosauria; Squamata; Phrynosomatidae
Product: ephrin type-A receptor 1-like
Exons: 2
Coding region: 1038-1337 (99 amino acids)
Biological process (GO): axon guidance
Cellular component (GO): neuron projection
Molecular function (GO): protein binding; transmembrane-ephrin receptor activity
Source: RefSeq, a predicted model, not a curated record
AAAAGUAAUUUGCUGGUUUGAUUCUUGUUAUCCAGUGUUUUAAAAAAUAGUAGCCACAAAGUUUUAAAAAGCAUUUAAUGUUGUCUUUCUUCUUUAAUGUGGAUGCAUUUAAUGUGGAGUCUCAUCCUAACCAUGUUAAAUCCAAAAUAAGUCAUGUUGAUGCAAUUAAGAUGUCUAAAUAAGUGUCAAUUGUAGUUGCAACCUUCAGAAUAAGGGGGGCUGGAGAUUUUACUUUUUGCACUACAACCCCCAGAAUCCCCCAGCCAGUAUGGCCUGUAGCCAUACUGGUUGGGGCAUUCUGCGACUUGUGUCAAAAAAAGUUAUUUUUCCAAUAGGGAGAUGAAAUAACAGUAAGAUUCAAUGCCCCAGAGAGCAGUGUCAUAUAGAAAAAGGCAGUGUGGCAAUUGAUCUGAUACUGAGAUAGACUCUCUUUCACUGAUGGUCCUUUGUGGCAAGAGUGAACAACUAUCUGUCGAGAAUGAUCUAGCUCUAGAUCUCUUGCAUUGAACAGGGGGCUGGAUGGGACCUAUAAGACCCUCUGCACUGCCACACUAUGAAUCUGUAGUCACUUUGUACAAUUCACAGCAGCAUUGCAAGUUCUAGGACCAGGAGUAGGCCAAGUGAUUUGAGGCCCAAAUGCACCCCCCUCCCCUCCUCUCCUAUGCAUUCCCCUCAUGGGGAACAUUGAUAUUCUCCAGCUGCUCAGCUUGCCUAUAGUUGAAUAUGUGCCACCUUGUUAUUCAGCUAGCUAGAGAAGGAAAUCAAAUGGGAGAGGAAGGGGUUUUGAGUGGAUGCUGAUACAUAAGACCUGAUGGGUAAGAUCUGAUUGUACCCACCAUGGUGCCUUUAUGGCAUCCAAAAUCUGUCACUUGAAGUAGCCACCUUCCCUUAUCUUCCAGUCACUGUGUAGAUUUUGCUAGCAGAGAUUUAGCCAGUGUGAUGUUACCUGGGCAAAGUCAAAAUAUGAAAUGUGAAUAGAUGGCUACCCACUCUAGAAGGCGUCUCAUGCUUUGGCCUCUUUAUCUCCAGAUCCUAUCAUGGUGACUAAUCUCAUCCUGGACAGACGGAAUGAGAGCAGCCUCUCAGUGACUUGGCUGCCAACUCGGCAUCGCAGUCAGGUCCCUAUCAGCUACGAGGUCAUGUACUUUGAGAAGGGAGAGGAGAAGCUCUAUACUGUCCAACACCUCCAAGAACCCAAAGUGACCUUGGGAAACUUGCAACCUGACACAGCAUACCUGUUGCGCGUGCGCUCCGUCACACCAUCAGGAGAUGGUCCGUAUUCCCAGGAACAGGAAUUCCGCACCCUUCCACAAGGUAGCCCUUUUCACACAGGGUGAAGUAGUGGGAAAUCCAGAUUGGGAGUUUGCUAGAGAGUCGAUGGACACUUUCUCACAUGCUUUUUUCCAUCUUGGGCUAUUUGGAAGGAAGGUUAGGCAUGAAAACAUCAA